Molecule: messenger RNA, 513 nt
Organism: Eimeria mitis
Lineage: Eukaryota; Apicomplexa; Conoidasida; Eucoccidiorida; Eimeriidae
Exons: 2
Coding region: 1-513 (170 amino acids)
Molecular function (GO): ice binding
Source: RefSeq, a predicted model, not a curated record
AUGUUUCUGCAUUACAGCAGCAGCAACAGCAGCAGCAGCAGCAGCAGCAGCAGGAGAAAGAGCGAGAGCCGUAGCAGAAAAAAUGGUAGCAGCACAGAAGCAGCAGCAGCAGCAGCAGGAGCAAGAGCAGCAGCAGCAGCAGCAGCAGCAGCAGAAGAGGAAUAUAAUUCAAGUAACAAUCAUCUACCAGAAGCAGCAGCAGCAGCAGCAGCAGCAGCAAUAGCUGCAGCAACACCAUCACCACCACAACCGGCAGCAGCAACACCCCGAACAACAGUAUCAUCAACAGCAGCAGCAAAAGCAGCAACACCAAUAACAACAGCAGCAGCAGGAGCAGCAACACCAAUGGCCGCAGCAGCAGCAGGAGCAGCAACACCAAUAGCCACAGCCGCCGCAGCAGCAGCAGCAGCAACACCAAUAGCUGCCGCCGCCGCCGCCGCCGCCGCAGCAGCAGCAGCAGCAGCCGCAGCAGCAGCAGCAGCAGCAGCAGGAGCCGUUGGUUACCUGUGCUAG